This is a messenger RNA of Sungouiella intermedia, 222 nucleotides long. The record is from the annotation of a GenBank genome assembly. Lineage: Eukaryota; Fungi; Ascomycota; Pichiomycetes; Serinales; Metschnikowiaceae.
AUGGUAUCUGCGCCGGAGUUGAAGAAUUACUUGGACAAAAAAGUUUCUGUCCAGCUUAAUGGAUCACGAGUAGUCACCGGAACGCUUCGAGGCUACGACGUCUUCAUGAACAUCACCAUGGCUGAUGCAGUGGAAUCCUCCUCGGGAGAGAAGGUCGCCAUCGGCACCAUCGUUAUUCGUGGUAACUCUAUAGUCUCAGUGGAGGCGCUUGAGAAAGCAUAG